Jaculus jaculus (lesser Egyptian jerboa) is the source of this 1260-nucleotide messenger RNA. Its product is annotated as calcium-responsive transcription factor-like. Bases 48 to 470 code for a protein of 140 amino acids. Gene Ontology annotation, molecular function: RNA polymerase II cis-regulatory region sequence-specific DNA binding; DNA-binding transcription factor activity, RNA polymerase II-specific. The transcript has 2 exons. The record is from RefSeq and is a predicted model, not a curated record. Gene Ontology annotation, biological process: regulation of transcription by RNA polymerase II. Gene Ontology annotation, cellular component: nucleus. NCBI's taxonomy places the organism in Eukaryota, Metazoa, Chordata, Mammalia, Rodentia, Dipodidae.
UGCAGUUACAACCAAAACUUAACUCUCCUGAUGUAUCACCAACUCUGAUGUCAGUAAAUAACCACCCCUCCUCCAGUCCUUCAAGACUUCUGGAUUCAGUAGGAAAUGCUGUCAUGAGUAAUAAUUCUCUCCUGCUUAGUCACAGUCAGAGCCUUCGAACAUGCCUAACUCAAGACAAUAGUACUGCCUCUACUGUGGGUAAUCUUUCUGGACCAGAUCAAAAUCUAGUUGCAAUGGGUCAGCUGGUAGAAGUUGGAGAUACUGAAGUUACAGAGAACCUGGAAGGAAGUGAACAUAGGAUUCUGUUGGGAGAUGUGCAGGCCAUUCCAAUACGAAUUAUAGAUAACCACCCAGCUCUUAUUGAAGAAAAUCCAGAAGAUAUGAGCCAAGUUAAACAAGAGCCCAAAGACUCAACAUUGUCUAUGGAAGCAAAAAAAUUUUUGGAGUUUAAGAAAUUAUCUGCCACAUAAAAAUUUUGAGAGCUUUCAGAAUUUACAACUCUAGUGACCUCUGAGGUCUUAGAAAAGAAGAUAUUGUCAAAGCCUAACAUUGUAAAAACUGAACUGAAGAUGGGUUUGAUGAGCAGCUUUGACUAAAAACUGGUAUAUUUGUUGCCAAUUCCAUAUUUUUAUGUCUCUUAAAAGUUUUGCUUUCUUAUUUUAUAUCAGUUCCUUUGGUUUUUAUUUUUUAGUUCCUUUGUUUUUUCAUUAUCUAAUAAGGCCAGUAUUUCAAAAGAGAUCUGACUUUACCCACAGUAAUUUACUCAGAAUACAGAGUUAUUUAUCUCAUCCCUGGAGAUAUCCAAUUUUAGUUCUUUAAAGACCAACAUGAAAGAUAGUGUAUAUCUGGGUGUUUAUAUGUCAUGUGUUUUAAAGUUGUGAAGAAAUGUUUAAUUUGACAAAUUAGGGAAUAAUUGUAAGCAAGAGAUGUGACAUAACAACACAAGGCCGGCCUGCCCCUCUGAAGACCGCAGCUGCAGGUCACCGCUUCUUCGUUGUGCUUCCAGCUCGAAACCAACCAUGUGUUUACGGCCCCUCAUAGUCGGCUCAGUGUGGUAAGUACUAGGUAUUAUAACUGAAUUAAUGAGGUAAGCAACACGUAUCGGUGUAUACUGCAUAAAUUUAUACUAUAUUAGAGCACCUUCUUGAACUAGAAAGAUGAAAAACAUCAGAGAAUUUGGAAAGAAAAGAAUUCUGUGCUGUUAGCAGAUAAUUUGGGAGAACUUCUGAUAAUAGCAGAAUUUUUUUCUUUUGUUUUGAA